UCUCUCUCUCUCUCUCUAUAAAUAAUUAUUGCUUGUCCACUUAUUUACGCCCCCUUCUCUCAAUCACUUCCAUUUCUCGCCGGUUCCAAAAGUCAGCGCCUCCUUUCUCCGCCGCGAAGAUGGCGGAUCAGGACUGGGAUCUGCACGCCGUCGUCAGAGGCUGCGCCGCGGUCACAUCUUCCGGCACGCCCGACCUUCUUCACCCUCCAUCGUCGUCGUCGUCGUCCUCGUCCUGCUCCUCCGGCUUUCACCCACCACCACAGGAUCCUCACUUUCUCUUCUCUCCAGAUCCAGCCGCCACUACUAGGACCCCCGUUGCUGAGUUGCAAGAUCUCUUCAGACCCUUCCUCCCCAAAUCUCAACCACCCCUCUCCGUUCUGGCAAGAUUACAAGAUCUAUCUCCCCCUCCGCCGCCGCCGCCGCCGCAACGGCCACAGCUAAAGCAGCAGCCUCCUGUUGCUUCUGCAAAUACUAACCCAAGUCCAAGGUCUAAGAAAAGGAAGAACCAACUGAAGACGGUGUCGCAUGUCCCGGCUGAGGGCUUGUCUUCUGACAUGUGGUCUUGGAGAAAAUAUGGCCAAAAACCCAUCAAAGGCUCUCCAUAUCCAAGAGGGUAUUACAGAUGCAGCACAUCGAAAGGGUGUUCGGCCCGGAAGCAAGUGGAGCGGAACAGAUCCGACCCCGGAAUGUUCAUCGUCACAUACACCGGCGAGCACAACCACCCGAUGCCCACCCACCGGAAUUCUCUCGCCGGAAGCACCCGCCAGAAGCCCGUCGCGGCCGCAGCCGGCGACCCCAGCAAACCCGCUCCUUUCUCCCCUCCCGUCUCGCCGGCGACCGAGAAGGUAGAGGGCAGAGAAGACUUGGUGGAAGUCGACGAAGAUGACACGGACAUGGCCAUCAGUGAUGAUUUCUUCGAGGGUUUGGAGGAUCUAACCGGCCCGGAUUCCGAAGACUGCUUGUCGGAUCUCUCGCCGUCCAGUCUGCCGGUCCCUUGGCUGGCCACCACGACUGCAGCCGGCGGGGGCUGAACCGCCUGAAAAGUGGUUCCUUUACAUGUGUAUGAACCAAGCUUUACGAAUCCCACCUUUUUCAAUGUAUAUUUUUGUCCGUUAGAGAGAGUUUUUUCACUUCUUUUCACCAUUGCAGCGAAGAAUCUUCCAAUUUCAAUGUUUUGACUUUUGGUUACUUGUAAACGUAAAAUUCUCCUUCCAUCAUAGCCACUCUUGUAGAAGAAAAAGGUGGAUUCCUCCUACCCUACACAUUUCAUUUGUAUCAUCAUCAUUAUUAUUAUUAUUAUUAUUAUUAUUAAUUAAUAAUGUAUUUUAUAUA
Molecule: messenger RNA, 1332 nt
Organism: Diospyros lotus (date-plum)
Lineage: Eukaryota; Viridiplantae; Streptophyta; Magnoliopsida; Ericales; Ebenaceae
Product: WRKY transcription factor 22-like
Exons: 3
Coding region: 120-1031 (303 amino acids)
Biological process (GO): regulation of DNA-templated transcription
Cellular component (GO): nucleus
Molecular function (GO): transcription cis-regulatory region binding; DNA-binding transcription factor activity
Source: RefSeq, a predicted model, not a curated record